Molecule: messenger RNA, 474 nt
Organism: Orbilia oligospora ATCC 24927
Lineage: Eukaryota; Fungi; Ascomycota; Orbiliomycetes; Orbiliales; Orbiliaceae
Exons: 4
Coding region: 1-474 (157 amino acids)
Biological process (GO): mitochondrial electron transport, cytochrome c to oxygen
Cellular component (GO): mitochondrial inner membrane
Source: RefSeq, a predicted model, not a curated record
AUGUCCACCUCGAUUCUCAGAUUGGUCUCUUCGGCCGCCGUCGCUACCCGUCCUCUCUCCGUCCUUCGAACGGCAACCAUUCCUCGUGCCGUCGUCUCUCGAUAUGCUGCUCCCUCCGCGACAUUGGGUGUGAGGGGUUAUUCGAGUGCCCACGACGAAGAGACUUUCGAGGAGUUUACUGCUAGGUAUGAGAAGGAAUUCGAUGGUGUACAGGAUGUUUUCGAGCUCCAGCGAAACCUGAACAACUGCUUCGCAUACGAUCUUGUCCCAUCCACCUCUGUCAUCGAGGCUGCCCUUCGUGCCGCCAGACGGGUGAAUGACUUCCCCACUGCCGUCAGAAUCUUUGAAGGCAUUAGAGCUAAGGUCGAGAACAACGUUCAAUACGAGCAGUACCUCUCGGAACUUAAGCCCUUAAGAGAGGAGCUUGGUGUACAGCUUUCCGAGGAACUGUACCCACCUGCCGCUAAGAAAUAG